Molecule: messenger RNA, 565 nt
Organism: Laetiporus sulphureus 93-53
Lineage: Eukaryota; Fungi; Basidiomycota; Agaricomycetes; Polyporales; Laetiporaceae
Product: protein translocase SEC6
Exons: 5
Coding region: 1-213 (70 amino acids)
Biological process (GO): protein targeting; post-translational protein targeting to membrane, translocation
Cellular component (GO): Ssh1 translocon complex; membrane
Molecular function (GO): transmembrane protein transporter activity
Source: RefSeq, a predicted model, not a curated record
AUGUCUGAGAAGCUCAAAGAGUUCGUGGAGAUACCGCAGGAGUUUGUCAAAGAUGGGAGACAGUUCUUGACUCGCUGCACGAAGCCUUCACAGAAAGAGUUCCUCCAGAUUUGCAAAGCUGUGGCCAUUGGAUUCGCAGUUAUGGGGUUCAUUGGAUAUUUUGUGAAGCUGAUCCAUAUCCCAAUCAAUAACAUCCUUGUGGGAGGGGCAUGACGGAUCUCAGUUCUUGAAUUUUGCUGCUAGUACUACAGGUUGUCGUCAUUUUCUGGAUCAUACCACGGGCAAUUUUCAUUGUCCACAUUUUUUGGCCGAGUUAAGGCAGCGAUCAGUAUAGGGUCGCACGCGUUCUACACUGGGGGAGGAGAGGAGGGAGGAUAUAGUGCGAUGUGUCUAGCACUCCGUACAGGAUUCGUGCGUUCCCAACUGAUUUCUCAGGCAGGAAGUUCAUCAUAUGACUACGAUGUUACGCUUGUGAAGGAAACGUGCCGCCCUCGUCCGCCUCAUGAAACGUAUGAGACACUGAUAUGUUAUAUGGCUCGAUCAUGCUGGACGCCAAGGACGUGGG